AUGUCGCUUGCCGACAUCCCCGGCAGCAGAUUCAGCAUCGCUGAUCGCUCCGCCCAGGACCGAUUUGCGGAGCUUACUGCAGUUGCCUGUCUCAUCGCCAUUGCCUGGUAUAAUGCCUUGGAAUUGAUCGUUCUGUGCUUCACCACCUUCAAGCGAUAUGGCGGGUGUUAUUUUUGGUGUCUCCUCAUCUCCUCCUUCAGUGUCAUCCCUUUUGGUCUCGGAUAUCUCCUCAUCAUAUUCGACAUCUACAGCAACAUGUUCCCCGUGGCGAUGGAGCUGGUUGCUUGGGUUGGGAUGGUAACGGGCCAAUCCCUGGUUCUCUGGUCUCGAUUGCAUCUUGUCUGCCACAACCCAAACGUCCUCCGCGCCACUCUCGCCAUGAUCAUCGUCGAUGCGAUAAUCCUACACAUCCCCGGCUCCGUCCUCGAGGUCGGCAGCCAUUCGAGCAAAUCCGCCCUAUUCGCCAGCGGGUUUAACAUCUUCGAGCGUAUCCAAUUGGUCGGGUUCUCCAUACAAGAAAUCAUCCUCUCCAUCAUUUACUCCUGGGAAGCUGUACGGCUCCUGAAUCUCCGUCCAAGAGGCCACUACCGAGGCACCCUGGUCCAACUCCUGAUCGUGAACGUAGUCAUGAUUCUGAUGGACGCCGCCAUUAUAGGAGCACAAUACUCGGAUCUUUUCGACAUCCACGUUACCCUCAAGGCAAUGGUCUACAGCAUCAAGCUCAAGCUGGAAUAUGCGAUCCUGGGAAAAUUGGUGCACGUCACCGAGGUGGGUGGCAGCAGCUCGGCCCACACCGACCUGUCUGAUUUCGUGGAUCUUUCUUUACAUAAUGCUCGCACGACGCAGCCGGAUAGCGAUACGUUCACAGAGAAUCCAGAGUACGGCUCGCACAUUCGUCGUACGCGAGCGCCCUCCAAGGGCUCGUCCACUGACCCGCUAAGAAGGAGUCUCUCCGCUGCACAGAGUCCGAGUUUGAAUAACUCGGACUACCCAUGA
Messenger RNA from Penicillium verrucosum, 996 nucleotides. RefSeq lists its product as uncharacterized. The record is from RefSeq and is a predicted model, not a curated record. Lineage: Eukaryota; Fungi; Ascomycota; Eurotiomycetes; Eurotiales; Aspergillaceae. The coding region runs from base 1 to 996 and encodes 331 amino acids. The transcript has a single exon.